AUGGCGGAUGCAACAGAAGAACAACAGUUUAUAAUUUGGUUUCAAACGCUGGAUAUCGAUGUUGAUUCCAAGGCGGAUAUUCUAGCAAUACUAAAAGCAGAAGGCUUUUAUAAGAUUCAGCACCUAAAGGAUUUUCAUAUCGACGAAGACCUAUGCAGUUUGCCACUUAAGAAGGCGGAAAAGCGAAGGUUUUUGUCAGGUCUUAAAGAACUAGAAAUCAAUGAAUGGCGCCUUCCUCCGAAUUUAUAUGAUAAAAGUAUUUUGGCUCCUGAAAAGGACGUGAGAGGGUCACAAGAAACAGAAGUUGAUCUAGGAGGAGUAAAAAUGACAAUGCAGUUACGGAAGAAGUUCGAGCAGGAAAAUCUUAUCAUCCCAAACCCGGUAACAGACAAACACAAAUUCUUUAAUUCACUGUUUUGCAAGUUAUUUAAUGCGUGUUAUGUUCACCUACAAAGUCGAUUUGUAAAAUACUUUAAAUCGGAAAGAAAAUCACGAUGGGAGUUUCGCAGUGCGAUGGAAAGGAUACAACAUGCUUAUGAGGGCAUUGUAAACACACCAACAGGAGGGACUGGUGGUUGUGAUGCCAAGCGAUAUUUUUCUUUGCCUCCAAAGUUCGACAAGCAUGAUGCAAGUGUAGUUCAGAAAAGCCUGUCAGAGCUCCUAAAACAACGAGACCUUGUUUUGGAACAAAAAGAAAUACUUAAGAAAGACAGAAAGGAAAGACUUUUCAUGUUGGAAGAUGGAAUUAUCAAGAAGUGGGCUUCAGUUGAGCAAGAACCAUACAACUGUGAUGCAAUGCUUCAGUGUGACAGGCUGAGAGGUAAAUAA
Molecule: messenger RNA, 828 nt
Organism: Paramuricea clavata
Lineage: Eukaryota; Metazoa; Cnidaria; Anthozoa; Malacalcyonacea; Plexauridae
Source: the annotation of a GenBank genome assembly